Messenger RNA from Ictalurus furcatus (blue catfish), 2828 nucleotides. RefSeq names its product snail family zinc finger 2 (gene snai2). Gene Ontology annotation, molecular function: RNA polymerase II cis-regulatory region sequence-specific DNA binding; DNA-binding transcription factor activity, RNA polymerase II-specific. NCBI's taxonomy places the organism in Eukaryota, Metazoa, Chordata, Actinopteri, Siluriformes, Ictaluridae. The coding region runs from base 210 to 1001 and encodes 263 amino acids. Gene Ontology annotation, biological process: regulation of DNA-templated transcription. The record is from RefSeq and is a predicted model, not a curated record. The transcript is spliced from 3 exons.
GGCCUCGGGUUAUGUAAAUGAGGUUGCGCCCCGCCCCCUGCACCUGAUUCGGGAGUAUUUGAUGGCGCUGUAGAGGCGCUGUGGAAGUUUUUCCGACUGGGUGGAGGAUAUGAGUGUGUGUCGGAGUGCGCUGUGAGGAUUUAACCUGCUGCGGGGGAUUUCGGCUUUUCCGUUACAUUCUCCUUCUUGUGGUGGAAAACAGGUCCAAGAUGCCGCGCUCGUUCCUCGUCAAAAAGCACUUCAACUCCGCCAAGAAGCCGAACUACAGCGAGCUGGACUGUCCGGCAGCGUUCGUGUCUCAGCAGCUCCUCAAAAGCCUGGUGAUGCCCGUGAUCCCGCAGCCCGAGGUGUUGAGCCCGGUGAUGUACAGUCCGAUCACCAUGUGGACGGCGAGCGAGUCUCCGCUGUCGCCGCUUCCCACUGACCUCUCGCCCGUGUCGGGAUACCCGUCGCCCAAAGACAGCCACGAGAUCCCGAGGAGCGACGAGGACGAGCACGAGCACGAGCAGCCGGCCUCCAUCACCAUCACCACCACCACCACCAGCAGCAGCGGCAACUCGGACGUGGCGGAGAAGUUCCACUGCGCCCUGUGCCACAAGUCGUACUCCACGUACGCGGGCCUGCUCAAGCACAAGCAGCUGCACUGUGACGUGCACGCGCGCAAGGCCUUCAGCUGCAAGUACUGCGAGAAGGAGUACGUGAGCCUCGGCGCGCUCAAAAUGCACAUACGGACACACACGCUGCCGUGCGUCUGCAAGCUGUGCGGCAAGGCUUUCUCGCGCCCGUGGCUUCUACAGGGACACAUCCGCACUCACACAGGCGAGAAGCCGUUCUCGUGUUCCCACUGCAGCCGCGCGUUCGCCGACAGAUCCAACCUCAGGGCCCACCUGCAGACGCACUCGGACGUGAAGAAGUACCAGUGCAAGAACUGCUCGAAAACCUUCUCCAGAAUGUCUCUCCUGCACAAGCACGAGGAGUCGGGAUGCUGCGUCGCCCACUGACCCCCAUCCCAAAUCCUCCCUCCCCCUCCCCAUCGGAGGGGGAAAAAAAAAACUGCUCUGGAAAAUUCACGGUGCCUUUUUUAAAAAAAAAAAAAAAAAAAAAAAAAAAAACAUUGCAAUUUCCGCACACAGUAUUCUUAAUUCCAGGGGCGCGUGUGACCGAGUGUUCAUUUUUUUUUUCUCUCUCUCUCUCUUAAAUCAUGCGCUCCGUCAUGUGCUUCCAAUUUGUAAACAGUAUUCCGACUGUUUUUUGGGCUUUUUUAAAAAAAAAAAAAAAAAAAAGAAACGAAUCCUUUUGUGUACUGUAAGAAAAUGUUUACUGCUCCGUACUAUCAUAAGAACAGGAAACCUGCUCGUUCAGGACUUGAGCGAUAACCAAAGCCGACUUAUUAUUAUUAUUAUUAUUAUUAUUAUUAUUAUUAUUAUUAUCCAUUCGUGGAUAUUUAUCAGGAUGGCGAUGAACUUGUUCGAGCUGUUCUGCUCAACAGCAGGUGUAUGACCAAAAGACCAAAGACUCAAGGACCAAAAGCCAUCGUCGUAGAGGGAACAAGUGCAAAGUAUUUCACCUGCCAACGCAGCGCUCUACCACCAAGUGCUUUCUUUUUCUCAGAGACUUUUUUUUUUUUUUUUCUCCGCAAUCGAUUAUUUUUUUUUGAUACAUUAUUUGAAUGUAUGUGUGACUGAAAUGAUUGUAUAUUGUUCGUACGUAUGCAUUUAAGCCAAUAGAUGACGGUUUUUGUGUCUUUUUUUUUAUACGCUCUAUGAAAAAAAAAUAAAAAAGCUUCCUGUUGGUAUUUUUUAAACCAUCGUCUGUUAUUAAUAAAUCCCGAGAACGCAGUCGGUGCAGGUGUCGGAAGCAUGGUGGCGAGUCGUGUAUUAACGGCAUGCCUGAUGUAGGCGUUUUGAAUACCUCUGAGAAGUGCGGCCAAGUCGAACCGACGGAACGUUUCAGGCGCUGUGUUUUAACUUGGCGUCACAAUGCGAGUGCUUGUGCGCUUGUUGCUACAGCAGUCAUUUGACUCACUGAGCGUUCACCUGAUUCAUGAAAGGUGGAGAUGUUCCGCUCAUUUUUCCAGCCCCGGUUCCCUCGUAUGACUAAGCGGCGGAGAAUAAUCGGGAUACUUGCGCUGGCUGACUCCAGAAUGCGUUCCGACUAAUCAGAGAAAUGAAUCAAAUUGAUUCAAGCGAGUCAAAUCUCCUAGGAGACUAAUCGGGAGAACGAUGAUGCGCGUAAAAUUUAAUAUUUUUUGAGUAUGGAAGUGUAAAAACAUUUUUCGGAAAAAGACAACCUGCUCUUUGUGAACCUGUUCCAAGUCCCCCCCCACCCAAAAAAAUGUCACACUUCCUCCCUAUGUAGCUCUCUCACUUCCCUGCCAUUUGCUCUAAACGCGCCUGGCCCAUCAGGACAUCCUGUGCCGAGUGAAAGUCCUGAUGAUUCGAUUAAUACACUAGCAUGUGCUCUCGGUCAUGGAGUCGGAUCUCAUGACUUUAUCUGAAUAGCGCCUUUCAUACGGUCGGCGCACGGGCUACGAAAUGCGUUCCUGCGCUUCUAUUCUAACGCCCAGAUGAGUGUGAAUGAGUAUUUUGACUGCGCUGCUAUGAAUGAACACUUGUCUCGUCGCCUCUGGGGGAUGAACAUUUUAAACAGACGUGUACUUAAAGGCGCGUGACUCACGGCCGAAGCGUUCCAGGUGAUGGAAUGUUUGGUUAGAUAGCGCUGUGGCCUCAGAGCUGGAUCUAGCACACAAUGCAGGUGUUCGACAUCACUUUUCGGGAGAUGACUCGUACCGACAAGCGUCCUCGUUUGCGUUGGAAGCUGCUGGGUGA